AUGGCACCACGCCGUCACGCCCAACUUGAUGUUGACGAUUUAGAGCAAGAAUACAGUUCAGCACCUAUGUCUCCCGGCACAAAGAAGAAAGAAAACCUCAAGAGAAUCAUGGCUGAGGAUCUAGGGCAGGCUACCGCAGACUACAUCACGACCAGUGACUAUGGCCCUCGACACGUUCCGAACAUUCGUAUUGUCCCCAAAUCCGAUCUUCAGGGCACGGAAGAAUCGAAAAUUGCGACUGCGAACGCAGCCAAGACAAACUCGUGGCGCGCAUGGGGAGAUACCGACGAGGCCAAGACUACUUCUGCUGGAAUCGAAACCCUCGCCGGCGGCGCGAGCGGAAAUACGCAUCGAUAUCGAGCACAGCAAGAGAGAUUGGAUCAAGAGCGAGACUUUGGAGGCCUCUUCGGAAACAGUCGUGGCGAUCGACUCUCCAUUGGGGCUCAACAGUUCCAUGUGAACUCUAUACUGUCGUCUUCGUCUAACUCCAACAAGAAGUCAUUCUACGCCAAACAAGAUCGCCCAUGGCCACCUGCAGGACUUAUCGGUACCCCUGCUUUCCCGACGGACACAGGAGCUGGCCUCACCGCCACGGCUACGCAAGCGGUCACUCCUAACAAUAUCCCAUCAAACAAGACAAGCUCCGUGUCAGAGGGGUCCGCUAGCAGUGGUGCCAAAACUCAGCGAGCCGGACGAGUCAAUGGUCCUCCUCCAAAAGGCGUGUCAACGGUUGCUGCUUCUUCGCAGGCAGGCCGUGCUGGAAGCCUACCAUCUCGUCACCCCUACACUGACUCUUUAUCCUCGGAUCCCUCAGCAUUCGUCGCGUCAGCGACCCAGUUCUUUGCGAGAGCGGCAAAGAAUCAACAAGCUCAACCGGAAAACACAAACACUCUUGCCACUUUCGCUGCUCAGGCAUCUGAGCCUGACACAAGAGUUACAUCUGAGAAAUCCUAUCCACAGGACCCGAGCAUUCGGAAGGUCCCGGUCAGCGAGUUUGCAUUCCCUGGCAAUGCUGCACUGGCGGCUCCCGAUACAUCGACACACACUGAUGGCAUAGCAAGCUCAACAGCACUGUCCGGAUUCUCACCUUCCACCGGUAGUCGCGAGACACCCUUGGUGCCGUCUUCGGUCCAAGAUGCCGUUACAGGUGACCUCAUCGGACUGGGGAUUCGCAAUGCAGAUGUUGGUGGAAGGACUCAGGCAGUAGUCACUGGCUCCAGUCCCCACAAUGGCAGUAUCAUGGACUCCCCAAUCCUGGACGAUGUGAACAACGAUGUCCUCGUUGCUGGGAGAGGCAAAGUCAUCGUCAUCAAUGGCAUUCGAUAUGUCCCCGAGUCAGAGCUGUUGGCUUUGAAACAAACCCCCACCACUUCUCUCGCAACCCGGGAUGAUCCUGAUGCAAAUCGAGCGCUGGAAGGCAACAACAGCGUCUCCAUCACUGCUAAACUGAGCCCUCAAUCCAGAGCUGGGCAACUGUCGACGUCUGAUCCACGGUCAUCGAGCAACGUAUCUCGGUCAGCUCUCGGGGCGAACCCAUUUAAUCCUCGUGAGCCCAUUGUCAAUGAUGCAGGAAAGAAACAGGACAUGGCGCCAACCAGUCAACCCAAGGACGAGGCUCACAAGUACUUCCAGUUCAGACCCAAUUCGUUUGACGAAGCACUGGUCCUUGCUAUGCGCCCAGAUUUUAGCGCUGCUUCAUUGCAGCAUCUUCGAACUCUAGUUCCGUCUGACGCUGAAGUUGCGGCUCCGCUUGCUCCCAUUGUGAAGGCGCCAAGCAGAUCACCAGCUAGCAAGUCUACGAACACCAUCAUUUCGAGAUGGGCACCAGUGGAGGCAUCACCUCGCCCAAACACCUCGGUUGUCAUGCCGUCCAGUGGCCAAUUCCCUGCAGCCGAGCAGAGUAAUGCUUCAGCCCUGCAACCAAAAUCGACAAACGGCAGUACCAUUCACGCUUCAACAGCCUCUGGAGAGAGCAGCGGAAACUUUACUAAGCCAGCAGCAACUCUCCAGCCGUUGGUAUCUACUGCCAUGUCCACAGGCCCCUUGAUCGGCGACCGUCGAGCAUUUGGACACUUGUCUAAAGUCGCUGCCGCCGGGGUCUAUUAUGAGCCUCCACCUGUGAGACCGACCACUAGACGCAGAACUCACCAGCCUGGCCCCGGAUAUGCGAUGCUUCUAGCUGAUUUGCAGCGUUCGGCUGCUAGUCCCGCGACUCAGGCAGUUGCUCCUGCGACUGGCAUGUCCAGCCAGAACCAGCAACCUAUUGCUGAAGACUCUGACGAGUCGGAGUUGUGA
Messenger RNA from Capronia coronata CBS 617.96, 2295 nucleotides. RefSeq lists its product as uncharacterized. The coding region runs from base 1 to 2295 and encodes 764 amino acids. NCBI's taxonomy places the organism in Eukaryota, Fungi, Ascomycota, Eurotiomycetes, Chaetothyriales, Herpotrichiellaceae. The record is from RefSeq and is a predicted model, not a curated record. The transcript is spliced from 4 exons.